AUGUCUUCUUCUUCCCCUUCAACUUCCUCCUUCAAACAAAAUUACGUCAAUUUCAAUCAUCCUUAUCAAUAUGAUAGAAAUUUGAAUAUUUUGAAUGAUUACAGUCAAUUAAAUGAAAAAUCUAAUUGGGAUAAGCAAUUUGAUCAAUUCAAUAAUCAUCAACCUGUUGACAUUCAACCUUCUUCACCAAAUGAUGAUUUAGCUAAAACUGCUGCAGAUUUAAUUGACACUGUUCAGCCUCAUAAACUCGAAAAAUUCAAAAAUUCAAACUUUUUCUCCUUGAUGAAUGGUUUAGCAACAGGUAAGACUCAAUUAGAUCAAGAUCAAUUUGUUGAUAACAACAUAUCUGACUGGUCAACUUCAUUCAUCGAUAGUCAACAAACUAAUCAACACGCUCAUCAUAAUCAACAAAUUCAACAAACUCAAACCUCUCAAAAUCAGCAGUUCAACCCCUCCAUCUUAAACGCACCUCCUCCUUACCACAAACUUUUCGGUAUGUUCGACUCACCUUCGCCUACAUCUGCAACCAACAAGGAAUCUCUUCAAGAUGGUAGCCUUGAGCAAGGUAGUGGUUCUGCCACUGGUGUGAGAGGUCCACAAGAAAUUGAAUGGGAUAACUUUAUUACUACUUUGGAUUCUUUGGAUUCUACUAACUCGCAGUAUCUCACCUCAAAUCAUGUUAGCAGUGCACAUUCUGAUCUAAACCAUUCACUUCAAAACCCUAAACAAUGGUAUCAACUUGGUAUGUCUCAACAAGAAAAUGAAAAUGAACAUGAAGCUAUACCCGCACUACUCAAAGCUGUUGAAUUGGAUGACAAGUUUGAGAAUGCUUGGCUAGCUCUCUCGAUUAGUUACACAAAUGAAUCAAAUAAAGUUGAAGCUAUCAAUGCAAUUAAGAAAUGGUUAAUUGCCAAAAAAAUUAAUCUCAACUCAAUUGAUUACUCAGAUAAAGAUCAUUUCCAUUUAAUUCAAAUACUCUGCCAAAUGAUCAGAGACAAUAUCAAUCAAGACCAAAUUCAACCAGAUCUACAAGUAGCACUGGGUGUACUCUUCAGUCUCAAUGAAGAAUAUGACAAAUCCGACUGGUUAUUGCUUAAUAGAUUAGGUGCAACCCUCUCAAAUAGUGGUAAAUGUCAAUCCUCACUUGAAUACUAUUAUCGUGCAUUGGAAUUACAUCCAACUUACGUUAGAGCAAAGUUCAAUCUUGGUAUAGCAUUGAUGAACAUCAGGGACUUUGAAGAAGCUAUUCAACAAAUACUCUCUGCUGUUGAUAUACAAUCUCAAGGUAAUCAAGCCGAUAAGAGUAGCCAAUUUAAUAAUAAUAUGUGGGAUACCCUUAAGAAUUGCUUGCUGCAAAUGCGCAAAAGUGAAUUAAUUCAAUUGUGCAACGAGAAAGACAUUGAUGGAUUUAGAAGACAUUUCAAUUUCUAA
Messenger RNA from Wallemia ichthyophaga EXF-994, 1431 nucleotides. Its product is annotated as Peroxisomal targeting signal receptor. Gene Ontology annotation, cellular component: peroxisomal membrane; cytosol. Gene Ontology annotation, molecular function: protein binding. Bases 1 to 1431 code for a protein of 476 amino acids. The record is from RefSeq and is a predicted model, not a curated record. NCBI's taxonomy places the organism in Eukaryota, Fungi, Basidiomycota, Wallemiomycetes, Wallemiales, Wallemiaceae. The transcript has 5 exons. Gene Ontology annotation, biological process: protein import into peroxisome matrix, docking.